AUGCUGUUAGUUAGGAUUGCACUCAUCCGCACUUCUGAAUCUGUUUCUGUCGGUGUCCAAAGUUAUCGCGUAGAAACCACCUCGAAGUGUGUCACCUAUUCGACAGAUCUGGUCGAUUCCAUCGCCCAUCGCCCAUCGCCCAUCGCUAGCCACUUCGGGCAUGGCCGGAAUCCGCCCCGCUCGCCCCUCCGCCAGCUUCCGCUCCUUCUUCUCCUACAAGGUCUUUGCCUCCGCCCUCUUCACCCUCCUCUUCCUUGCCGCCCUCUCCGCCUUCCUCUCCUCCCCUUCACCCCCCUCCCGCUAUUCGCCCACCUCCGCCCUCCGCGGUCGAUUCCUCGCCUCCGACCCCCUCCGAGCCCGCGUCGACCUGAUCUACCGCCAGGCCGCCGACCACUCCGUCCUCGUCACUGCCUACGCCGCCUACGCCCGCCGCCUCAAACUCGACUCCUCGCGCCAGCUCCGCGUCUUCGAGGGCCUCACCGAUUCCCUCUCUGACCUCUCCCUCCGACUCGAAGGCACCGUCUUCGACGAUGAGGACGCCCUGCGCGCCAUCGAGAAAGAGGCCAAGGACCGCGUCAAGUUCGCUCGCCAGCUCGUUGCCGAGUCCAAGGAGGCAUUCGAUACCCAGAUCAAGAUCCAGAAGCUUCGCGAUACCAUUUUUGCCGUCCGCGAGCAGCUCCACCGCGCCAAGAAGCUCGGAGCCCUCGCUGGUUCUAUCGCCGCGGGAUCCACGCCCAAGAGCCUCCACUGCCUCGCCAUGCGCCUCAUGGAGGAGAGGAUCGCCCAUCCCGAGACAUACCGCCACGCUGCUGCGGCCGCCCUGGCCGAUCCCGAACUCUACCACUACGCCAUCUUCUCUGACAAUGUCAUCGCCGUCUCUGUGGUGGUCAACUCCGCCAUCAAGAAUGCGAGGGAGCCCUGGAAGCACGUUUUCCACGUCCUCACCGACCCCAUGUACCUGGCCGCUAUGCAGGUCUGGUUCGUUCGCCGGCCGCCGACUGGCGGUGCCAAGGUGGAGGUGAGGUCUGUCGCCGAGUUUAGGUUCUUGAACGCCUCCUAUUCGCCGGUUGUGAGGAUGCUGGAGGGUGGGCGGCGGGACCUGUCGGUGCUCCAUUACCUUAGGUUCUACCUGCCACAAAUGUUCCCUAAGCUGAGGCGGAUCGUUCUCCUGGAGGAUGAUGUGGUGGUGCAGAAGGAUCUGGCAGGCCUCUGGAGCGUCGAUCUGGAUGGGAUGGUGAACGGCGCUGUGGAAACGUGCUUCGGGGGUUUCAAGAGGUAUAACAGGUACUUGAACUUCUCCAAUCCUCUAGUUCAGAACCGGUUCAGCUCGCGGGCGUGUGCUUGGGCCUACGGAGUUAACGUCUUCGACCUUGAUGCCUGGAGAAGGGAGAAAUGUACUGAGCAAUUCCACGAGUACCAGAUCCUGAACGAGGAUGGAACUCUUUGGGAUCAAGCAUCAGUUCUUCCAGCAGGACUAGCCACCUUCUACACUACCACAAAACCACUGGAUAAGACAUGGCAUGUUCUAGGUCUCGGUUAUAACCCUAGCAUAAGUCUCGACGAGAUUCAGAAUGCAGCAGUCGUUCAUUUCGAUGGUAACAUGAAACCAUGGCUAGAUGUGGCCCUAAACCAAUACAAGCAUCUCUGGACAAAGUAUGUCGACAGUGAAAUGGAUUUUCUCCAACUUUGCAACUUUGGCCUUUAAUCAAAAGAUGAUUCGGAGAACUGAUUUAGAGUUAGUACUCAGAAAGGUGCAAGUUAUUAUAGCAUUUAUCAAUGUUUUCUUUUCUUUUCUUUUUGUCUCUUCCACUUUGUAGAUGUAUAUUUUCUAUUGCCAUUGAUAUGUAUAACCUCAAUUAUGAGUAACCACUUGUGCCAAAAGGCAACAUGUUUGUAUUAUCAUCAUCAUCAUCAUCAUCAUGCUGCUGUAAAAGGCUUUGUUCACUAACGAGUCUGUUUGUAUAAAUUGGUUUCUUACAGUGAA
Zingiber officinale is the source of this 1984-nucleotide messenger RNA. Its product is annotated as probable galacturonosyltransferase 9. The coding region runs from base 161 to 1705 and encodes 514 amino acids. Gene Ontology annotation, molecular function: polygalacturonate 4-alpha-galacturonosyltransferase activity. NCBI's taxonomy places the organism in Eukaryota, Viridiplantae, Streptophyta, Magnoliopsida, Zingiberales, Zingiberaceae. The record is from RefSeq and is a predicted model, not a curated record. The transcript is spliced from 2 exons.